UACUGCAACAAUUGCAACAGCCAAAGUUAUGUUUGGAACAGUGGGUGCUAUCAAUGAACUGAGAGAAAAGGAACAGGCUGAGAAGAAUAGCACUGCACGAGCUGGUCGACGACAAUGAUUUUCAGGAGUGGCUUAUUUACAGAUAUUCUUCUAGUUUUAAUAGUAUCAAUCACAUGCGUACAAACCAAAGAGAUAAAAAAUUCAUCCGAUUUUCAAGAAAUUUCCGCAACAAAUCACACAUCCACAGUAAAUUCAUCCUCAUCGGAUUCCAAUUUCAACAACAAUCAUGCACUCGACAAUCACACUUGGUCACAUCCAUUUACUGACAUUUCCUCUACGAUAGACACAACAAAUAUCAGCAUUGAUAUUGACAGCAAACAAAUUUCGUCACAUAAAAAUGCCAGUAGCGAUGCACAACUUCCACAUUCAAAAUAUUUCAUAAAUAAUCGUGAUCAAAUUGAGAUUAGCAGCGACAAUGAAUUGACUAAAUCCGAAUUGCCAGCACCCAUCGAAAGUGAAUUUCAAUCAAACACCGUCCACACCGAACAAACAACCGAACGAAAUGGCAAAGAAUCCAAUAUUUUACGAUCUGCAUUACGAGUUGCGGCUCGACAAGGUUUAGAGGCUAUGACCGAACUGUACGAUAAAAAAGAACCAAAUCUUAUAAGAAAAGGUUUUUUUCUACCAAAAAAUCAUCCGGGAGCCAAGUUAUCCGAAUUCAGUUCACCCAUAUCAGAGGAGGCUCAAAAUAGUUCCAAAGCAGCUUUUGCUGCUAUUUUUGCCGCAAAAAAACUCAAACACAAUCUAAAUAUAGACUUUUCGGAGAAAAGCCGUCAGACACCACCGAAAAUUUCGUUGCGUCGGACAUCGUUGGAAUCAUUUUGUUCACCACGAGAACAACCAUUUUGCUCGCCGCUUACACGACGAUAUCGAACACACGAUGGCACAUGUAAUAAUGCAAGGAAAGGACGUUGGGGCGCCGCCAACAUGCCAUUCAAUCGUUUUCAGUCACCCGCCUACGCGGAUGGCAUCGAAGAGUUGCGGCAAUCAACUUUAGGCGGACCAUUGCCAUCGCCAAGAUUCAUCAGUCUCAUGGUGCACGGUUCAAAGGAAAGCGAUUCACCAGUCACAUUGAUGCUAGCACAAUGGGGCCAGUUCGUCGAUCAUGACCUAACUUCUACAUUACAACCGAGAUCAGUAAAUGGUUCUGUUCCACAAUGUUGUGGCGUUAGUGAGCUACAUCCAUCGUGUGCUCCGAUCAGAGUUCCAACCGAUGAUCCAUGGUUAGCUCCAUUUGGGAUUCGUUGCUUGGAAUUUUUGCGAUCAGCACCAGCUCAACGACGUGAUUGUUUGCUGUCAUGGCGUGAACAAACGAACCAAGUCACUUCAUACUUGGACGCCUCCACCAUUUACUCAAGCAGCGAAAGAAGUUCAGAACGAUCGCGUCUAUUUACAAAUGGUUUACUGUUGUAUGGUCGUGGGCCACCGAGAGAUGAUGUUUGCCUACGUGGUGCUUUAGCCAAUCAAUGCAUUCGAGCGGGCGAUUUGCGAAGUGGCGAGCAACCUGGCCUAUUAGCAAUGCAUCAUACAUGGGUGUUGGAGCAUAAUCGAAUCGCAAACAAUUUGGCUGACAUGAAUCUACACUGGAGUGAUGAAAAAAUCUACCAAGAAACUCGACGCAUUAUUGGAGCAAUGGUGCAACAUAUAACAUACCGUGAAUUUUUGCCUUUGGUCUUAGGCCGAGAAGUGUGCAAAUUGUUUGACUUAGAAUUACAAAACACUGGCUAUUACACGCAAUACGAUGUACGCACCAAUCCAACCGUGGCCAACUCAUUUUCAGCAGCUGCAUUCCGUUUCGGCCAUUCACUCAUACAGAACACUUACAUGAGGAGCACACGGAAUCAUGAAUUUUUAGACAAUAAUGUAACAUUACAUGAAGAAAAUUUCAACGGUGACAUUGGUAGCGCUGGAUCUUUGCAUCGAUUGCUCAGGGGAUUAUCCAUUCAACGGGCCCAAAAACGAGACGAAUUUAUUACGGCCGAGCUCACAAAUCAUCUGUUCCAAUCUGGCUCAUUCCCAUUCGGUUUGGAUUUGGCGGCGAUAAACAUUCAACGAGGUAGGGAUCAUGGGCUGCCUGCAUACACUCAGUGGAGGGAACCGUGUGGUUUAACAGCAAUAAUCAAUUGGGACGAUUUAGAGCGAGUUGUCGGGCCAAAAUCCGCGAAUCGCAUGCGUUUAGCGUACAAAAGUAUAGACGAUAUCGAUUUGUUUGUAGGUGGUUUAGCUGAGCGGCCAGUUGUUGGUGGUUUAGUUGGACCUGUAUUUGCUUGCAUUAUUGCGCAGCAAUUUAGCAAUUUGCGUAAAGGUGAUCGUUUUUGGUAUGAAAACGGUGAUAUCGAAUCGUCAUUUACGCCAGCUCAGCUUCAAUCGAUUCGGCAAGUGAAUUUGGCGCAGGUGAUAUGCCGAGCGCUCACCAGUGGAACAUUGCAGCCGCACGUAUUUUUGCCACACACUGUGUCAACGAAUGAACGACAACUGUGUGGCACAGGUAGCUUAACUCCGAUCGAUCUCAAGCCGUGGUUGGAACGAGAUCCAUUCUUAAAAAAUACUCAAAGUGCAAACGAGUCCACGGUGAAGGUAAACAAUGGCCAAGCGAUGAAACCGCCGCACAUUCAAACGAUCAAUGCGAAUGAAAAAAUUAUUAUCAAAUUAGACCUCCCACAAUCACAGGACAAUCCAAUUGACAUACGUAACGAAGACGAACUAUUUAGUGUAAACGGAACCGUUGUCAAUAACAAACUUGACCUAGACACCACUCGAAGCCAUGCCACCGUUCUAAAUCGACUACCAAUCGAUGUGACAAACAAAAUUAACACACGACCAAAGACACAAACAAACAAAAAACCAAAAACGACAAUGACAACAACAACGACCAUCCGAUCACCGACAACAAAACGGACAAAAAAACGAAAUAAUAAAAAUCACAACCGACGCAAACAUAAACGAGACGUGACAAAUGAUGAUACUGUUGUGAAAGCUCGCAGUUCAAUCGUUAUAAAAAUUGACAAACCGACUGAAGACGGUGUGAGUACGCAUAAAACGCCAUUUAAUGGCGCUACUUCAAAUAACAAACGACGCAUUGACAAAGAAGAUUCGCGAAAGGUGCUUGGCAAGGAAUAUGUAAUUGUAACACCCGAUCAAAAUGCCUUUGACAUUGAGAUCAAAAUCAAGCCAAAACCACCGAAAAACGAAAAAAUUAUUGUACCGACAAAUGCAAAUGGCCAAUUGGCUGACGUUCAUGCUACAUAUUACAAUGAUUAUGCGACAGCGACGGCGACGACAACCAAACGUCCUCAUCAAUUCUAUCAAAUUGCACAGCCAUCAUUUUCAGAUGGCGGACAGUACGGUGUCAGUGCACAAGACGAAAUUAUAAAACCACAAAAACCGACCUAUGACGAAACAUACGAAACGAUAUACAACGGACUUAUUGUGAAACGGACUACGACAAAAAUACCAACGACAACGGCAAAGACGACGACAAGACGCCCAUACGUUAUUUACAAUGUGCAACAGAACGAAUACACUCCUGACACAUACUAUACGACCAAAAAACCAUAUUACACGACAAAACGGCCGUUCUUUAGCUACGGCGAGUCGAACAUUCAAAAUGACGAUAAACCAUUCUAUUCAUAUCCGACUGUUCAAAAUACAGACGCCUCCAGUUACUAUUCUUCGAAUAAUGCGAAUAACAAUAAUGAUAAUAAUAAUCAUGAUGAAUUCGUAUCGUCCAUUCAAAAUUCGAAUCCAUACCAAACGAAGCCACAGCACAAUCCACCGUAUCUGAGUCGACCGAGUGCUACAAAACCAUCAUCACUCAAUAAUCAUAAUUACGGACAAUUUGAUGACGACGAUCAUACACACAAUGUACGACCUCAAAAUAAUUAUCAAAGCUCUAACUAUUAUGGGCCAAUUUAUCUAGACGAUUUUUCGACAAAACCACCUGACAAACUCACAACAACAUUUAUCGUUCAUUCGGAUGAUGAAGAGUACUUGGAUACGGGCUACGGUGGCUCAGGUUCAGUAACAACAAGUCGACCACACGAUUUUACGACAUUUUAUACCGUGCAAACAACACGAAAAAAGAAAAAAACCACUAGACCGACAAGAAAACCGAGACCAACACGACCGACACGACCAAUACAACCGGCUUAUGGCCAAAAUGACGAAGACGAUGAAGACGAGGACGAUGAUGACGAUGGCUAUUUCAAUCCAAGUUCAGUUUUCUCGAAUCUUGUGAGCACAUUCAACGGCUACUUUGGAUCGGGAAGCACAACGACACGGAAACCAUAUAUAACGCAACAGGACGAGAAUUUUUAUACAUAUCCAUCGUUACCCACAAAUGAUUUCCCAUACUCACGCCAACCGAGCAAAAAGGGCAAUGAUGAUAAUGAUGAAGAAGAAAUCGAACGAUCAAAACACGCACGUAAAAGACGCAACAGUGACAUUAAUGACGAUUACGAACAAACCACAUAUCCGGCAGCCGUUAAUGUUAACUAUAACGAUGACAUUGCCGAUGACUCAGUGAUUGCGUUUGAUCGCGAUGGCUACCUAAGACCCGAAUACAUGAACUACGAUUCACAUACUAAUGCAAAACUUUACUUUGACGUAAACUCAAAAAUUGACACACGACACUUGCAUACGUCCAAAACACACGAAAUAACCAAUGUAACGAGAUAUCAACCACCAUUCAAUGAUUAUCGUGUACAUUAUUUGCUCAACGGACACUAUGAAAAUGCGAGACAUCACAAACAAAUUACCACACUGACCGACAAUAACCGAAACAGAGGACAAUCCGUUCGCAUCGGAGUUUCAGACAUCAAUCAACCAAUUGGUUUGAUCCCAUUAAAUGUCCUUACCAAACCCGAAAGGCCGGAUAAUUGGGUUAUGUACGAUGCAAUGCACAAAGUGCCGUUGCCACGAAUGCCACAAAUCACAUCCGAAUAUGAGGAGAAUAGCAACGAAAUGCCACGGCCAAUAGCUAUCCAACGAAAUGCGCCAGCUGCCUAAACACACUUCUUAGACAUUAAGCAUUCCUUAUUUUCGAUUGCACUGAUUUAUUUAAUUCUCUUGGUUCUCUCUUGUUUGUCCAUAUUUUUUAUCUCUACUCAUUAAUAAUUCUUUUUUUUUAUCGUUUCUUUUCAUUUUUAAAUAUACCGUUAACAUGCACAAACAUAUUUCUACUAUAUUUUGUUUUGUCAUAUUUUCAAUUAAAUUAUAAUACGUUACAUUUAUUGUAUUUUCCUACAUGAGAAUGUAUUAUUCGUUCUUUAUUGCAUUAAUUUAAAUACACACACAUUAUCCACAUGAAAUGAAAGAGAAAAAGAAGAAGAAGCAGCAGCAGAAGGAAGAGAAGUGGGAAAAACACGGAAACUGCGAUUUAUAAUUACUAUUUAAUUUGUUUUCUUAUCUUUAUUAUUGUCAUUAAUUUAUUGAAUAACUCAAAAUACAUACUUUUUUCAGUUAAAA
Molecule: messenger RNA, 5526 nt
Organism: Sitodiplosis mosellana (orange wheat blossom midge)
Lineage: Eukaryota; Metazoa; Arthropoda; Insecta; Diptera; Cecidomyiidae
Exons: 9
Coding region: 115-5067 (1650 amino acids)
Biological process (GO): response to oxidative stress
Molecular function (GO): heme binding; peroxidase activity
Source: RefSeq, a predicted model, not a curated record